Messenger RNA from Ylistrum balloti, 885 nucleotides. RefSeq lists its product as uncharacterized. NCBI's taxonomy places the organism in Eukaryota, Metazoa, Mollusca, Bivalvia, Pectinida, Pectinidae. Bases 1 to 885 code for a protein of 294 amino acids. The record is from RefSeq and is a predicted model, not a curated record. The transcript has a single exon.
AUGGAAGGAGACAGGAACUCUGAAGACACCAUCACUGAUUUGGAUGCCAUAGUGAAGAGUUGGGCAAAGGAAAAGUGGGAAAAUGCUUUAAAGAUCAGCGAUAGACUAGAGCGGUAUAAGGGAAAAGAUAUGAUAAUAGUGCCUCAUUUUGAUAAAACCAUUAUCGAAAAACAGGGAGAAACUAUAUUCACACAAAUCACCAAUCAGCCUGAGGAAGCAGGAAAAUCUAUACCAAAUAAAAUGAGUCAAUGUGUGUUUGAAUCGACAUUCAACAACUACACAGGUGAAAGUCAGAAGCAUGCUUUUAAGUGCGAACGCUCCACUUUAAUCACUGAGGAUAUCACCAUUACAACCGGUUUCAAGAAAGGAGGUACGACAGCAUCAUUUCAAGUAGGAAUUCCAAAAAUUUUGAAUACAAAAAUUGGCGGACAAUUGGCUAAAGACAAAUCUUCUGUAAACUCUACUAAAACAAGUAAGGCGCGAACUUUGACCUGGUCUACAGACAGUCAAAUCCCCGUGCCUGCGCAAAAUCAAGUCACUGCUGUAAUGGAAAUUCUUGAAGAAGAAUAUAAGGGCAAUUUCGAGGCAAAAGUUCAUGUAAGUGGUUUGAUGGAGGUUGAAAUCAUAGAUCCGGAUAGUUGGGAAAAAGCCUACAUUGCUAGAGGAGAUUUAGUCGAGAUAAUCAAUUUGUCAAACAAACGAAAGCCUGGUGACUUAAAGUUCAUAAACGGGCAGUCGGUCUGGACUGUCAAGGGCAAGUGCGACUACCGCUACGGCGCAAAACAAAUAAUCAACACAAGCUGUUCUGCUAUUGGCAAGGAAAAGUGCGAUGAUAUUAACAAGAAAAGUGAAAAAAAAGGUGAAAAUUCAACGUCACAACAAUAA